GUCUCCCUGCGCCUGAGGUUUUCUGUUGUGGCAGAACCCCAUCUCCACCAGCAUCAUCUUCCGCAUCACAUACCCCUCUCCCCACUAUCCCACUACCCAAACCUCCCCAACCGCCAUCAUGACUGAAUACGUCAAGGUCGAGAAGAUUGUGCCCAAGUUCCCCCCGCCGGCGUUCAGCGACAUCGCCAAGGCGUCCAACGACCUCAUCAACAAGGACUUCUACCACACUGCCGCGGCUGCCCUUGAGGUCAAGCUCAAGGCCCCCAAUGGUGUGAACUUCACUGCCAAGGGCACGUCGCCGCACAGCGGCCCCGUCACCUCGUCUCUCGAGGGCAAGAAGGCUCUUUCCAACGGUAUUGCCAUUACACAGUCGUGGAACACUGCCAACCUCCUGGCCACAAAGGUCGAGCUUACCGACACCUUCGCCAGCGGCCUGAAGACCGAGGUCCUCUCCAACUUCAACCCCGCUGCCGGCAACAAGGGCCAGAAGCUCAACCUUCUGUUCAAGCAGCCCAACUUCCACGGCCGCGUCUUCGCCGACUACUCGGCGACUGGUGCCAUUGGCGCUCUCGCCGAUGCUGUCAUCAGCCACGAGGGCUUCGUUGUUGGUGGUGAGGUUGGUUACGAUGUGCAGAAGGCUGCCAUCACCAAGUACUCCGCUGCUCUUGGUUACACCACUCCCCUGUACAACGCCGCCGUCACCGCGACCAACUCCCUGAGCGUCUUCUCUGCGUCGUACUACCAGAAGGUCAACACCGCCGUUGAGGCUGGUGCCAAGGCUACCUGGGACUCCAAGUCGGGCUCCAACGUCGGUCUCGAGCUCGCUGCCAAGUACAAGGUUGACCCUCUCUCCUUCGCCAAGGCCAAGAUCAACAACCUCGGCAUUGCGUCGCUCGCGUACAACACCAAGGUCAACAGCGGUCUGACUUUCGGCAUUGGCGGCUCUUUCGAUACCCAGAAGCUGAACGAGGCCGGGCACAAGCUCGGCACCAGCUUCACCUUUGAGGGUUAAGCGCGUUUUGUGUGGAAUGGAGUGAAAAGAAACAGUGUGUUUAGAUUCCCUUGGUUCUAUAGCAACGCGGUCUCUGGAUCAUCAUGUGGUGGAGUGAGCGAGUGUGUAGCAUGUACAAGAGUUUGUCUCAAAUGCAUCCUGAAAACUGGAGUAGGC
Dothidotthia symphoricarpi CBS 119687 is the source of this 1168-nucleotide messenger RNA. RefSeq lists its product as uncharacterized. Gene Ontology annotation, molecular function: voltage-gated monoatomic anion channel activity. The record is from RefSeq and is a predicted model, not a curated record. Gene Ontology annotation, biological process: monoatomic anion transmembrane transport. Bases 119 to 1012 code for a protein of 297 amino acids. Lineage: Eukaryota; Fungi; Ascomycota; Dothideomycetes; Pleosporales; Dothidotthiaceae. The transcript has 6 exons. Gene Ontology annotation, cellular component: mitochondrial outer membrane.